Equus quagga is the source of this 3566-nucleotide messenger RNA. RefSeq names its product collagen alpha-2(I) chain-like. The record is from RefSeq and is a predicted model, not a curated record. Lineage: Eukaryota; Metazoa; Chordata; Mammalia; Perissodactyla; Equidae. The coding region runs from base 16 to 486 and encodes 156 amino acids. The transcript is spliced from 5 exons.
GCUCAUGAAUAAUCAAUGAGGCCCCCCCUGGGCGGGGGCGAGACGCUCCUCAUGAAUAAUUCAUUACCUCCCCACGGCUUGUGCGGGCGUCCAUCCUCUCUCUCUGCGCUUCAUGAAUAUGCAAAGAAGGGGCGAGCUGGGGCUAAGAGACCCCUGGCGGGUCCCGCCCCCUCAGCGCCCGGCGGGGCAGGUGUUCUCGGUCCGCUUGCCUUCCGGCUGCCGGCGGCGCGUCUCUGCCGCCGCGUUUCCCGCCCUUCCGAGGGCUCGCCCCGUGCUCCAGGGCCUGAGGGACCCCCGCGGAGCUCGCGGCGCCGCGAAGGACGGAGAGGCGCGGGGCUAGACGAGGACCCUAACGGCCUUCAGCUCGGGGCGCCCGGCUUGCGCAGCGGGUACGUCGAGGACAGCCUGCCCGCCGAGUCCGUGGAUUGUCUUUUCAUUUUUCUGAAAGAGUCUUCUGACAAACAGUUUCUAAUGUGUGUUUACUGAAGUGAGCAAGGAUUUGCUGCUAUUUGGAGCCCGAGUGGCAGAUGAGACCAACUUCUUGGGGCACAGUGUGAAUUAAACCCUGAAGGCUGCUGCAGCGGGAUGCCCAGACCACACGUAGACCACCUCCACACCUGCAGAGUUGAGGGGAGCUCAGUUUGGCAGGUACAGGAAAGAGAAGUGCCGUUGCCUUGGAGCAGGGCAGGCUGCCGGGAAAACAAGCAGGAUUCCUGCCUCCUUCACCUUCAGGCUACCCUGGAAGGCAGCACCGACUCCCAGCUGGCCCUGACUCAGGAGAGAUUGGGUAUGUACCGGCAGUGGCUGGGAGUGUGGCCUCUGGAGGCAAAGGACCUGGACUCAAACCAUGGCUCUGCUGCAUAGUUGCUGUGUCACCUUAGGCAAGGGGAUUAAGAGAGAUGUUGUCUCAGUCACCUUAUUUUCAAAUCAGGAUAUAAUAGUACUGACCUCACCAGGCUGAGAGAAUUAAAUGUUAAUUCAUGGCAAGUACUUAAAUAGUACCUGGGCCAUAAUAAAUCUUAACUGUUAUCUUGUACAGAAACCUCAAAUAGCUAUAGAACUGAGACCAGUGUUUGUCCUGAAAGAGACUUUCGGACCUUUUAACAAAUAUUUCCUGCCUUCCCUUAUUCGCUAAGCAGAGCACUCCGGCUCAGUUCCCCAAACCGGCCCUCCUGCCUUGGCUCAUGCUGACCCAAUACCACCAUCAGUCGCUGUCCCUCAAGGGCAGGCUCUCUCUGGUCAGAUGAGUCCAUGGACUGUCUUCUUUCUUUGAGCCACAUCUAACUAGUUAGUGUUCAAGUUGCUGUAGCCACUAGGUUGUGGAGGCAAGCUGAAGUCAUCAGACAUGAAAAGUAUCCUCCAAGUGACCACUUAUAAAAUUACAUCCAUCACAGCUCAUCUCUCCUGUCUCUGCAUCUAAGAUUGUGAGUUGUUCUAAACUUCUGACAUUGAAAAUACAACAAAAAUAGGUACCAAAGUACAAUUAAAGUUUUGCAAAACAUGUAGAAUUUCAUAGUCCUUAAAGUAUUGUUGGUAAACUGCUCAAAUGAGAGCAGUCAUUGCAAAUGAGGAUCUGAGAGUCAGACCCAUUAACAAAUGAAGAGAAUAGCUGCAUAUAACCAAUUAGAUGCUUCCUGGGGGAUGAUCUGAAUAUCAAAGGUCUAAAGGAUUGAGAGACCCUCAGGAAAACAGAGGCAGCCCUUGACUAACUUUUGCAAAAAGGACCCUGACUGAUUGCACUGUGGGAAUCAAACAUGAAAUGAUGUCCUAUUGUGCAAUCAUGUAAUUUUAGGAGGGAAAUAUACAUAAAAUAUUUUUUGGUCUAAGAAUUAGCCUAUAGUUGCAAUAACAUUUUGUUAACAGAUACUUAUUUUAGUAGUUUCAUUUUGCAAGAUAACGUUCCAGUUGAACCUUUUUCACUAUUUACCAUAAGAAACUCUGGUCUCCAUUUUAAGUGGGUUGACUCUAAGAGGCUUUUUCAGGUCCCAGUUCUUUUUGGAUAAUGAGAGCCUUUUAAUUUAUCUGCCCAAUCUUCCCUAACAGACGGCACACUCUUGAGGGCAAAUGCCAGAGACAGAAAUGCCAUGUCACCUCAUGAGGCAGUGAGGGCGGGGAUGCAUCUAAGUCACCAGUGAAGCCUGUGCAGACCAACAGCCCUCAAUUACUUGUUAAAUGAACGAGUCACCCAGUGUAUCCAGAGCUGUUAGAGGCAGAGACCCAUGGCUGAACCUGUUAGGGUCCCCAGCAAUGAGGGGUGACUGUGUGACCUCAGACACUGUCUCUUGUCCUCAGCCCACUCUGGGCUUUUCAGGCAUUGGCAGUGACCUCUAAAAACCUGGAGUGCUUUGAAGGGCAGGGCUAUGUGGAGGAUACGAGAGUGGCCAGGGUGAUCUCCUGCUGCCACCCCGCUGCCCUCCCCAUCAGGCAGCACACAGGAGCCGUAUGCAGUGGCUACAGGUGCCCUGGUUCAUUCCUGCCUGAUGUGGUUCAGAACUUCCUAUGACUGUUACUGAAACCAAAGUGGGUUAGCCUCCUGGCAAGUUAAAUCAGACUCUCCAUCAGAAGGAGUUGUCACACAAAGUAAAGUAUAUUAGCAGCAGCAAAUAGGAGGCCAUGUGGAAUCAUUUCCAAAGUUGUGGCGUCCCUGAACAAAGCAGGGGCUUUUUAUUUUGGAUGGGGAAUGAAUAUUCAAAAGGGGAAAGGUGGGUAUUCGCUUGGGCAGGCUCAGUUGGAAAACAUGCUUCCGCGUACACUGCAGGUUAUGGUAAUAAGGCCUAAGCUCAUUCCGAGGGGAGAUCCUAGCAUUAAAAAUAAGGCUUAGUCUUGUGAUUGGUGGUUGGUGAGCACAUCUCUUAAAUGCUUUCAAACCCACCCUUGAGUUCCUUGGGGAAAUUAGUGACACCUUGAGCUUCAUAAACAGACUGAAUGAUGGUACUUUUCCCAGUCCUAGGGAAGGUGGGUGGGGAUUUGGGGAGGAAUUCAACUGCAAUCUGGAAAGAGGAGGUUAACUUCCUACUUGGGGGUGGGGGAAAGGAGAAAAUUGGCACCAAUGUUCACCCCUGCCCCGGGGUGCCAGCUGCUUGGGAAGGAACUGCUGAUAUUUUGGCGCUUUAAUAGCCUCCACGCAUAGGACAAAAAGCAAGGCCAGCAUACAACCCGGGCCCAGGCCUCUGCCUCCAUCUGUGCUGCACCGAGGUAAGGCCCACCUGGCUCUGCCGCCCCUGCCCCUCAGCCUGGAGAGCUAGCCCACGUUACGGCUCGGUCUUUAGUAGAGAACCUAAAACUCAUCAGCUGUUCAGCAAAGUGAGGCCACAGCAGUCUCCAGAGUACUCGGGAGUUCUUAGAUGCCUCCUCAAGUCCAACAAGCAAUUUCUCUCUCAGCCUCCUUCCCGUUGCUUUUAUACAAUUUUAAAGCAUCAGUGCAGACCUGCAUCUGUUAAAAAAUUUUUUAACUCUUUAAUAAAAUGCAUAUAUGAACUUUAAAGUCUUUGAGUAGUGAUGCAUUUGCAAUUUAUUGUAAAAUUCAGAUCAGAAUGCUUUAAGGUCAGAAUUUUAGCUCUGUGGGG